Scatophagus argus is the source of this 4587-nucleotide messenger RNA. It is a transcript of the gene txlng, whose product is annotated as taxilin gamma. Gene Ontology annotation, biological process: regulation of cell cycle. Gene Ontology annotation, molecular function: syntaxin binding. NCBI's taxonomy places the organism in Eukaryota, Metazoa, Chordata, Actinopteri, Scatophagidae. The coding region runs from base 170 to 1624 and encodes 484 amino acids. The record is from RefSeq and is a predicted model, not a curated record. The transcript has 11 exons.
AUGGGAUUAUGUUUAAUCGUCGAAUCUGACUUUGGAACACGGCUGUGGUUAUAUUUUGAAGAGAUUCAACCGGACGUUUUACUUGUUAUCCGACAGUCCGAGCUAGCUUUAUAGCCGUGUCCUGCUUACAUCCAUUCGACAGUGAAAACACAGCUUGUGAUCAGGACUGAUGGAGACAACAGAAGUUUGUGAGAUUGACGUGCCCACCAGAACAAUAGUGGGAGGCAGUGAUUCUCCGCCUGACCUGGACAGCCCGUGUCAGGAGGAGGUUGCAGAGUUUGGUUUGAGUUUGGGCUGUGCAGAGGAGGAGAGGGGGGAAACUCCAGGCAGGGAGGACAGCCCCAGUGAUCUGGUGGAGGCUGAGCUCGAUCCUGGAGGAGACCCGAAGUCAGGAGAGGAAAAGGCGUUUGGGAAGGAGGUUAUUCUUUUGAUGCAGGCACUGAACACCUUAGCCACUCCUGAGGAGAAACUGGCUGCUUUGUGCAAGAAGUAUGCAGACCUGCUGGAGGAGAGUCGCUGCAUGCAGAAGCGACUGAAAGCCCUGCAGAAGAAGCAGUCUCAGAUUGUGAAGGAAAAGAUCCACCUGCAGGGGGAGCACAGCAAGGCCAUCCUGGCCCGCAGCAAGCUGGAGAGCCUGUGCAGGGAGCUGCAGAGACACAACAAGACACUGAAGGAGGAAAACGCCCAGCGCUCUAGGGAGUAUGAGGAGCAGCGGAAGGAGGCCAUGAUGCACUUCCAGAUGACCUUGAGUGAUAUUGAGGUGCAGAUGGAACAGCAUAGCUCCCACAACACCAAGCUGAGGCAAGAGAACAUGGAGCUGGCUGAGAAGCUCAAAAAGCUCAUUGAGCAGUAUGAGCUCAGAGAAGAGCACAUCGACAAGGUGUUCAAACACAAGGAGCUGCAGCAGCAGCUGAUGGACACCAAGCUGCAGAGAAUCACUGAGAUGAUGAAAGAAGUCGAGGAGAAGCAGCAGAGAGAGAGAGACUUUCUGCUGAAGGACGCCACGGAGUCCAGGCGUAAGUGUGAGCUGAUGAAGGAACAAGAAACACAGCUCAAACAACAGCUCUCCCUUUACAUGGAUAAGUUUGAGGAGUUUCAGAGCACUCUGGCUAAAAGCAAUGAGGUCUUCACCACUUUCAGACAAGAGAUGGAGAAGAUGACCAAGAAGAUUAAGAAGCUGGAGAAGGAAACAACACAGUGGAGGACCAAAUGGGAAAGCAACAACCAGGCCCUGCUGCAGAUGGCUGAGGAGAAAACUCUGCGUGAUGGACACUUCAAGGCCCUGCAGGGGAAGCUGGAGCUGCUGGAGAGGCUGUGCAGAGCUCUGCAGAAAGAGAGGAAUGAUCUCAACAACCGCCUCAGCCUCCUCCAGAAGGAGGGAGACACAGGGACCACAGCACCUCCUGAAGCACAGCCGCGGGAGCCUUUAGCCAGGGAGGAAGAUGAGGAGGAGGAGGAGGACGACGAAGAUGAGGAGGGCUUGCCACAGGGUGAUAAGCUGGAGACAGAGGGCAUCCAUCAAGCUCCUAGACCACCUGAACUGGACCCUACUAAGGACAAAACCACUACUGCUACGACAACAGCCAGCCAGCCCGCACAAACCGCAACCGCACAGCAGAACUGAAUGAGCCAAUACGGCCUGUGUGUAGGUGGGAAGGCUGUGAUCGGAGGGCUCCAUACCUCAAGCCUAGUUCCAUAAGUCACCAGAAAAACAUCUUUAAUGGAGAUAGAGAUUUCUUUUUUAAUUCUAGACUUGCCUCUCCAGGUCUCUAUACAGACACUGAACUCAUAUCUUUUUGUGUUUUAGUUUAAGUAAUGAUAAUAUCAAGGACUCUAUUCUAAAACUACCCACGUUUGCAAUGGUUGGCGAGCACUUCGUUCUCCAUUUUCCACCAUAUCUUUAUUUUCUUUGGAAAUUUCCAUGCAGUGAAAUCGUAGCUGUUCCUUUCUGUCUUCACAUGGUCUCUCCCUGUAGUAUCACACGCCCCACUGGAAAUGUUAGUUUGAUUAAAUUCAAAAGUGAGUUUAUCACAUGCAUAUUGUCACAGAUCACACUUUUUUAAUAUGGCCUUACAGCCAGCAUAUGAUCUUUGGAGGCUGAAAGUGGAAAUAUGAAGUGGGAUGUGGUUUAGAGCAAAUGCAAAGUCAGAAUUGGACUUAUUUGACAUUUGUAUUGGCCGCAGGGUAUUUAAUGUUUUUUUAGAUCAUGUAAUAUCACAGCAUGGAUGAGGUGCAGGUUUAGCUGAUUGACUUGAUCAGAGCCUAGGGCAUCUAGGCACAGAUGCCUGGGAAUCUACGCAUCUGUGUGAACUUACCAACAUUCACCAGCCGCAGCUGUGGUUGGUUGAUUUGCUAGUUUCCAGUUAGCAAGCUACCCUGUCAGCCUGGCCCACACAUGCUCUGUCAGCAAGCUAAGCUAUGGGUUGUUCUCUAUGCUAAUGCAAAAUAGACAAUUCACAUUGCUCCUUUCACACCCAAUCAUGAUUCUGUCCCUGUGAACCUGUUCACCUGUGGAAAGUUCCAAACAGGUGUUUAAUCGAGCAGUGCACAUCUUUCCCAGUCUUUUGUUGUCCCUAUCCCGACUCGUGUUGCUGGCCACAAUUUCAGAAUAAGCAUAUAUUAACAAAAAUCAAUAUAUCGUCUUUGUGCUGUUUCAAUUGAGUAUAUGUCGAAAAGGAUUCAUUAUCACAUUCUGAUUUAUUAGUUUUACACAGCGUUUCAACUUUCUGGAAUCAGGGUUUUAUUUUGUUGUGGUAUGUUAUGUUAGAUUAGGUAAACGGCAGGUAGACGGCGACAUGUUCUUGCCUUUGUUCUCAAAAUUUUUUGAAAGAUCUCCUAUUUUUUUAUUAAUCAUUAAACUCAUAAAACUGGCUACCUGCUAAUAAGAAACUAACAGGAAACUAUUGUUCUGAAUGUGAUUCAGUAACGAAACCCAGUCCAGGUGUGCAUUCCGCCUCGUGUAAGUCAGGGGUCUAGCAGAGUUUUGAGUUUAGCAGUAUCGUAUCAGUUGACAUUGUUGGCAGGCUUCUUAAAUAAAAUGUGACGAAGCUGCUCAGCCCAUGUUUAUUACAUAUACACAAGUUGCUUUUCUGUUGGAGUCACAGUCAGUGGGUGUUUACUGCCCCCAAGUGGUUGUCCAUUACCAUUUUGAAUGGAACUCUAGGAUAUUACUAUUAAAACUGACAUUAUUUCCCACAAGCUUCAAAGAACUUUAACUUUGGUUUGAUAGUGUCACCUCCCAUUUUUACCUGUUUUUAGGAAAUGGUUCUAUCUGGUUUUGGGACAAUCCAACCCAUCCUCCAAUCACUAAAAUAAGUAACGGAAACUUAAAAAUUGUCACAUUUAUUUUGUUGCGUGCUUCUUAAGCUACGAGACAACUAAAGUGAUGUACGAAAGCUUAGCAAAUAUGCAGAAUGUGUUGCAUGAUUUAAAUCUGGAUUUCAGCGAUCAGUGUUUAAUGCACCAUGCAAUUUGAUUUCUAUAUGCUGAGCUCAUCAUGGUGUACAGAGGAGGCAAGUCUGGAGUUCUGCCUUCAUCCACUGGCAGUUUAUUACAUCAGAAUAAUGGACCUUGUAAUUUUUGAAACUUUAUGCUGGAAGAAAACUGAAUGUGAUUUUCUAAUGCAUUUGAAUAAAAGAUGAUUGAUUGUCAUCAGAGACGCAUAUAUAUAUAGGAGCUAUUGCAAUAGCUGCAGUUCUUGUACAUGGGGAAACUCAUCGGGGCGUGGAUUGAUUCGGUGAAUGUAGGGAAUCUGCAGUCAACAUUGUCAAGUCAACUUUCACUCACACGUUUAAAUUCUCUCUGCAUGAUUUAUUCUCUUUCACGUUUUGUUUUGGAGCACAUUUGUCAAUUUUUUUUUAUUAUUUUACCCUGCUUGCUCCAGGCAAUAAUGUUCUAAAACAGGCCAGGUAUCUUGAAUAAGCACUUAAUGUUUGAUGUUAACCCCUCUACAGUUACUUCAUCAGCAUCCUUCCAUCCAUUGGCAAUCCCAACCCUUUGAGAGGUCACACGUGGUGGAAAAGUGCUUGUUAACUGGACUCCCACAGCAGCGUUUAACCUGUUGUUCCAGCUCGCCGCCUCUUUAAGUGCUUGUCCUUUUUGAACUCAGUAUAUAUUGUAUCAGUGAGAAUCAUGAAGGGGUACUGACAAUUCAUUCCUCAACAAAUAUGUACACAAACCCACUGCCUGUUGGUUAGCCCAUGUGUGAUGGUGUGUAAUGUCUUCAAAGACGUCGCCUUGCAGUUGGAUUGAGUUUAUCUGUGACUGAUGUGAACAUAUACAGGGUCAGAUGGCGUGUGUGUGAUUUUUCUGUCAGUAGAGGACAGCUUUCGUCACACCCCAAGCCAAGGGAAGACCUUUCAGCAUCUGUUUCCUCUUUCUUUGGUAUUGCCCCACACUCACUCUCAGGUAAUGUCCAAAUCUACCUCUGCAGGCGAGACUAACUGUCAAAGAUGAGGCAUGAUUCACCAUAGCUUCGGAGAGCUUUUAUUUUUACUAAAAAAACGUCCCUACACCCCUCUUUGAUUGUACAAUGUCCUUAUAGUCCUGUCUUGCUUUUUAAUAAACAUUUUGUAGAACUUGCAAUAA